Molecule: messenger RNA, 2233 nt
Organism: Cyprinodon variegatus (sheepshead minnow)
Lineage: Eukaryota; Metazoa; Chordata; Actinopteri; Cyprinodontiformes; Cyprinodontidae
Gene: thoc5
Product: THO complex 5
Exons: 20
Coding region: 85-2136 (683 amino acids)
Biological process (GO): positive regulation of DNA-templated transcription, elongation; mRNA export from nucleus
Cellular component (GO): THO complex part of transcription export complex
Molecular function (GO): mRNA binding
Source: RefSeq, a predicted model, not a curated record
UUGGAUUUUGACUUGUUAAGGCUUCCGUCGACAGCGACGUUUUGGGUGGCAAGAAUACGUGGCUAUAUUUGCACCCAGUUAGCCAUGUCAACUGAUGCCUUAAAGAAGCGAAAGUCAAAGGUCAUCCGCGGGGAAGGAGGAAACCCAGAGACGAAGCGAGGCCGGGGGGAGGUAGAUCAGGAUGUGCGUUCCUAUAAUGAGGAGGGGGAGCUGGACGGCAGGGACCCUGAGUACGACUACCAGCAGUACAAAGAGUCCUGUGAUAGUUUGGCCAAACUCAUGAGCGAGAUCCAGGAGCUAAAGGCUAAUGGAGCCAAGGAGGGGAAUGCGGAGGUGGAGCUGAGACGCAUGCAGGGCUGCAUCCACUUUAUGAACCUGAAAAAACUCAACCGCCUGGCUCACAUGAGGCUAAAGAAAGGAAGAGACCAGACCCAUGAGGCAAAACAAAAGGUGGAUGUGCUUCAUCUUCAGUUGCAGAACCUGCUCUAUGAAGUCAUGCAUCUUCAGAAGGAGAUCAGCAAGUGUCUGGAGUUCAAAUCCAAGCAUGAAGAAAUUGACUUGGUGAGUGAAGAGGAGUUCUACCAGGAUGCUCCGGAGGAGAUUUCCAGGCCUAACCUCACAAGAAAUGAUCUCCACCAGCUCACUCUGGCGAGGCUGGACUGGGAGCUUGAACAGAGGAAGAGGUUGGCGGAGAAAUACAAGGAGUCACUAUCUAUGAAGGAGAAAAUUCAGAAGAGCAUUGAGGUGAAGAAGGAGCAUCUGAGAAGCCUUCAGCCGGGACUCAACGGCAUCAUGCAGGCGUCUCUCCCAGUGCAGGACUACCUGUCCAUGCCGUUUGAAAAGACCCAAAAGCAGGCAGAGAUAGCUCGCCACCUUCCUCCACCGCUCUACGUACUUUUUGUUCAAGCAAAUGCUUACGGCGAAGCAUGUGACAAGAACCUGAGUGUGUCCAUCUGUGGUGACGUGGACGAAGCCAGGGCUCUUUCCAAACCUCCUGAUGAUUCUCAAGAUGAUGAGAGCGAUUCAGAUGCAGAGGAGGAGCAGGAGAAAACAAAGAGAAGGAGGCCGACCGUGGGUGGACAGCUGGACGACAAAAGACGAGAGAUGCUUAAAAGACAUCCUCUGUCUCUUAACCUGGACCUUCAGUGCAAAGAUGGCAGCACUCUGCAUCUCUACUUCUUCUACCUGAUGAAUCUGAAUAUUAUGACUGUUAAGACUAAAGUCUCAACCUCUACUGACCUCAACACGGCAAUCAGCGCUGGAGAGCUUCUUAAAUCCGACACUCUCCUCAGCUGUCUCUACUCCAGCGACCAGGGAAGAGAAACCCCCAAUCCAGCAAAUCGCUACCAGUUUGAUAAAGUUGGGAUAGUUUCUUUCUCUGAUUAUGUGGAUGAGCUGGGAUAUCCCUACAUGUGGGUUCAGAAUCUGGGAGGGCUUCAUUUUCCUAGUGAAACAUCAGAGGGCGUAUUGGUGGGCAGUUCCCUUAGCGCCAGUCACAUGGAGAGUACCAUGAAGCUACUGAAGGGACGAGUCCAGUCCCGCUUGGCUCUGAACAAACAGUUUGCUUCUUUAGAGCACAGCAUCAUCCCAAUCACCAGCGAGUGUCAGCACCUCUUUCCUGCCAAGAUCGUCUCCCGUUUGGCUCGCUGGACCACCAUCAGCCAGCAGGAGUACACGGAACUGUCCUUUACUCGCCAUGUUAGUGAAGCAGGACUGGCCAGGGAGACGGAUCUGUACUUUAUGGGUGUCGUCGAAAGAGGCACAGCCCGUCUGCACGCUGCUGUGGUCCUGAGUCCCCGCUACCCAGAGAUUUCUCCGCUGUUCUCCCUGUCCCUCAACUGGAAAGGAGAGCGCAGUGGACGCACCGACGACAACCUGAGAGCCAUGGAGAGUGAAGUGAAUGUGUUCAAAAAUGAGCUACAGGGACCAAAACCAGGACACCAGCUCCUGACCAAUCAGAUUGCACGGCUGUGUGUCUGUUUGGAUGUUUACUUGGAGACAGAAGUGCAAGAUGACAGUGUGGAGGGACCCCGUGAGUUCCCACGAGAAAAGAUGUGUCUGCGCACCGUCAGGGGUCCAAACCGGCUGAAGCCGUUCAAGUAUAAUCACCCUCAGGGCUUCUUCAGUCACCGUUGAACCUGCGUAAAAUGUAAUAAAAGUUUGUACCUCUUUGCAACAUGGUCUCCUUUUUAAACAUUUUCUUAAUAAAUUCUUGAACACCUCUCUGGUGCAU